Molecule: messenger RNA, 3222 nt
Organism: Penicillium malachiteum
Lineage: Eukaryota; Fungi; Ascomycota; Eurotiomycetes; Eurotiales; Aspergillaceae
Product: putative Ras guanyl-nucleotide exchange factor RasGEF
Exons: 7
Coding region: 1-3222 (1073 amino acids)
Biological process (GO): Ras protein signal transduction; positive regulation of GTPase activity
Cellular component (GO): plasma membrane
Molecular function (GO): guanyl-nucleotide exchange factor activity
Source: RefSeq, a predicted model, not a curated record
AUGGCUUUCCAACAAUCACGCCGUGAGCGCGCGGCCAGUGAUAGGGCUCAUGCAAUGCCUGCAGCUGCAUCUGCAGCUCCUGGUUCAGCUCCGCCGCACCCAGGUAUGGGUAGCCGUACAUUGUCCGCCCCUUCAGGAGGGUUAUACAAGUUGGAUUCGAAUCGGAAACAAGGUCCUGGGUCAAGAAUGGAUCAGACAUUAGCGGAAGAAGAUGAGGCGCCGAAUGAGAUUUCCAAACGAUCCCGUCUGCCUGAAGUGACUAUUGCGGUUGUAGGCAAAGACACAGCCGGCAAAUCAAGCUUCAUUAAUUGGGCAUUGGACAUGAAGAAUAAGCCCUUCUCCUGUUCGACCAAGAAGAAAAUGUCAUUAGAUGGGGCCGUCUAUAUUGUACGAUUACUGGAGGUCGACCUGACGAAAGUCCAAUUCGACCAGGAACAUAACAUACUUUGGCCACGAUUGGGAAAUGAUGAUUUUGCUCCAGUCGUGGACGGUGUUUUGGUGCUGCAUGAUGCCACUGAACCGGAGCAGUUAACGGAAACCGCCGAGCUCAUAGACUCCCUUGACGCAUCUCCACUGCCAUUUCUCUUGGUUGCAUGCAAAUGUGAUUUGCGCCCCGAGGAUGGUGAUCUUGGACUGGUUCAUGAGCGACACGAGAUCUACCGGACAUCGCCCGAGUCACCCCGAUCCCAGCAAAUGUGUAUUGCACUUGUUUUGCGGGCUGUAAUUUCCACUCGAGCCGACCUUGCACCGUCUGACACCUCAACUAUUUCUCCUCCCGCCCCUCCCCCGCCGCGGACAACAACCAAGUCCUUUCAACCUAGCCCACCCCUCGAUUGGCAUCAUACUCGAGCCAAUUCAGAAAACCCAACCGCUGUAUCAACGGGAGCCGCUGGCGGCCCAGCAACAUCUACUUUGGAUCGAUUUGUCGAUGGGAACGGAGGCCGCCGUCCGUCCACCGACCAAGCUCCAGCUUCCAAUCUGGCGCAACAGCAUGCUCCAAGUGCCCCUCGAAAUGCCCGCAGUAAUUCCCAACCGGUGCGACCGCAAACUCCUACAGGGACGCGGAUGAAUACCCGCCGACCGUCUGUCCAAACAGAGAAUUCCCCGAGCCAAGACCAACAGAGCUUUUCACAACGCAUGCAAACCACCUGGCGCACUAGUGGAGGGUCCGACGCCUUUCACAGCUUUUUGAAUAUGGAGGACGAGAUGGAAGAGGCUCCAUUGAGCCCGACCAAUGUCGUACGACCAAAACCCAGUAGCGAGAGCAAUUCCAGCGCAGAGGCAGGAGUGUCAUUUGAUGAUCUUGUCGACCGCCUGGUCGCUCAACCUAUGUCGAAACAUGACUCGAAAUUCGGCUCGGUCUUUCUCUGUUUAUAUCGAAAAUUUGCAGCACCCUCAACCCUCCUGAAUGCUUUGAUCGGUCGAUUCGAGAAAAAUGAAACUACCAUUCCAGAUCAGCUGGCCCGCAUGGCAGAGCAGUUGCGAUUGCUGAAUAUCAUGGCCCAGUGGGCUUCCGACUACCCUGGCGACUUCGCCUUUCCCAAAACACGAAAACGAGUCCACGACUUCGUUGGAACCCUCGAAAAAAGUCAUUUUUAUAUGUUCGCCGCGAAGGAGAUCGGAUCGUUCCUAGACUCGAAUGCUGAGGACGACGAUAUUGGCUGGGCAUUCCGUGAUGGCGAUGUAGAUGAAUCCAGCCUCACAGAAACAUUCUUCGAUAACUCAGGCAGAAGCUCUCCAGUCCCUUUUCUCAACAGCACAUACGAUGACGACGAAGAAGAGGAAGAAGACCCCAUUUACAGCAUGAGCGCUUUGGAUCUUAGCGAUGGACCACACGAUUCUACCUCCCGCCUCUCAGGAACACUUUCCAUCUCUUCUAAUAACGACAAACCCUCCAGCACCCUCAACCAAUCCUUCACCGUCUUGACCCUAGAAGCGGCGCAAAAAGAAGCUCUUCGCCUGGAGCUUCACCCCCGAAACCCGAUCACGAAAGUUCAAUGGCGGUUUUUUAUGGAAGCUCCGGAAGAGGAGUUUGCGCGACAGCUCACCCGCAUUGACUGGGUCAUGUAUAACUCUUUCCGACCACGCGACCUGGUGCGCCAUGUGAGCAUCUCGGGCGUGGACAAGGAGAAGGUCAAGAGCUUGCAAAACGUCAACCGGAUGAUUAAACAAUUCAAUCAUCUUGCGUUCUUCGUGGCAAGCAUGAUUCUACUUCGUGAUAAGCCUAAGCACCGAGCCAGGUGUCUGGAAAAAUUCAUGGGGAUUGCAGUGAAACUUCGUCGUCAAAAUAACUACAAUGCCCUCGGCGCAGUGAUUGCCGCAAUCAACGGCACACCUGUUCACCGAUUGACACAGACCCGAGAAUUGAUUCCUAUCCAAACACAAAAAGAGUUCAUGCGCCUUGUCAUUCUUAUGAGUACUCAGCGCAGCCACUUCGCAUACCGCUUGGCCUGGGAGAACUCUUUCUCCGAACGUAUUCCUUUCCUCCCAUUGCACCGCCGCGACUUGGUCUCUGCAGAGGAAGGAAACAAGACGUUCGUCGGAGAAAACAAAUCCCGCAUCAAUUGGAAGAAAUUCGAGGUCAUGGGUGAGGUUGUUCUCGGUAUUCAAAGAAGCCAAAAGACACCUCACCCUCAAGCCCAAAAAUUCGAGGAUGUUGAACGAUUGAUUCUGGACUGCAAAUUGUCUGGCGAUGAAGAGGAUUUAUACGCUCGCAGUCUGCAAGUCGAACCGUCCACUGGCGGAGAGCCUGUUCGAAAGAAAUCCUCCACACCUCAACCACAACGCAAUCAAAACCAAGCCUCCGAAAUGACACAGCCAAGUAUUCAAGCCCGCGCAACCUACCGCGCCCUACUCCGCGAAAUCCCUGCACGGAGCCGCACGCUGAACAAUCCCUCACCCUUACAAACCCGCAUCCGCCAACUCUUCCGCUCCGAAGAACAACAACCUUCCACAACACAAUCCUCCUCAUCACCAUCUACAUCCAGCGCUACCGCACCGCUCCCAUUCUCCCUGCCUACCUCUGCUGAAGAAACCUCAAUCCGUAUCCAGGAGGCAGAGCAGCUAGCUAAGUAUGCGCGCGCUCAGCGUACGUACUGUGAGCUUUUGGAGCGGUAUAACCCCGGUAUGAAUAUGGAUGAGGAGGAGAGAGUUAGACUUACGGCUCGACGAGUUGGAUUUGAUUUGCCUGAGUUGCACGAUCCUCUCGCUAAGAAUGAGUGA